Messenger RNA from Magnolia sinica, 1931 nucleotides. RefSeq names its product guanine nucleotide-binding protein alpha-1 subunit. Bases 292 to 1473 code for a protein of 393 amino acids. Gene Ontology annotation, molecular function: guanyl nucleotide binding; GTPase activity; G protein-coupled receptor binding. Gene Ontology annotation, biological process: adenylate cyclase-modulating G protein-coupled receptor signaling pathway. The record is from RefSeq and is a predicted model, not a curated record. Gene Ontology annotation, cellular component: heterotrimeric G-protein complex. Lineage: Eukaryota; Viridiplantae; Streptophyta; Magnoliopsida; Magnoliales; Magnoliaceae. The transcript is spliced from 14 exons.
AAAAAAAGAAAAAAAGAAAAAAGCCUGGCAGCAGCUUUCGGUGGGCCCCACCACUCUCCCUCCAGAUUUAGCAGCAAAAGCCCCCCCAUCCAAACUCCACUCUUCCACAGACAGCUGAGAUCUCUCUCUCCUUUCUCUUUCUCUCUCGCUCUCUCGCGCGCGCGGGUCUUCCAUUCUCGGUGCUUGUCGUAGGUAGCAUCGAAUGCGUUAUUUCGCCAUUCCCAAAGGGGAAGUUGUCCAAUACUGGAAGAUCCUAAGGACAUUUGACACAGCUUUACUAGUGUAAGUUCCAUGCUGUCCAUUGCAAUAAUAGACAGCAUGGGCUUACUCUGCAGCAGACAACAGCACGUCACUGAAACUGAUGCUGAAGAAAGUGCACAGGCUGUGGAGAUUGAGAGGCGGAUUGCUCAAGAAACAAAGGCAGAAAAGCACAUCCAAAAGUUAUUAUUACUAGGGGCGGGAGAGUCUGGGAAGUCCACAAUUUUUAAACAGAUAAAACUACUCUUUCAAACUGGCUUUGAUGAGGCAGAACUUCGGAGCUAUAUAUCAGUUAUUCAUGCCAACGUGUAUCAGACAAUUAAAAUAUUGUAUGAUGGGUCAAAGGAAUUUGCUCAAAAUGAAUCGGAUUUCUCGAAGUAUGUUAUAUCCCCUGAGAAUAAGGAGACUGGAGAAAGAUUGUCUGAAAUUGGAGGCAGGUUGGACUAUCCACGUUUAACUAAAGAGCUUGCGCAGGAGAUAGAAACUUUGUGGAGGGAUCCUGCCAUUCAGGAAACUUAUUCUCGUGGGAACGAACUCCAAGUUCCAGAUUGUGCCCACUACUUCAUGGAGAAUUUGCAACGAUUGUCUGAUGUGAAUUAUGUUCCAACAAAGGAAGACGUUCUUCAUGCAAGAGUUCGAACAACAGGUGUUGUGGAAAUCCAGUUUAGCCCUGUGGGAGAGAAUAAAAAAAGCGGUGAAGUUUAUAGACUUUUCGAUGUGGGAGGCCAGAGAAAUGAGAGAAGGAAGUGGAUUCAUCUGUUUGAAGGUGUUACAGCUGUAAUAUUCUGUGCCGCCAUAAGCGAGUAUGAUCAGAUGCUCUUUGAGGAUGAAACCAAGAACCGAAUGAUGGAGACUAAGGAGCUUUUUGACUGGGUCUUAAAGCAACCAUGCUUUGAGAAGACAUCCUUCAUGCUGUUCCUAAACAAGUUUGAUAUAUUUGAGAAGAAGGUUCUAAAAGUACCAUUAAAUGUAUGUGAGUGGUUUAAAGAUUACCAGCCUUCCACAUCAGGAAAGCAAGAGAUCGAGCACGCAUACGAGUUUGUGAAGAAGAAAUUCGAGGAACUAUAUUUCCAAAGUACCGCCCCUGACCGUGUGGACCGGGUCUUCAAGAUAUACCGAACGACAGCCUUAGACCAGAAGCUCGUGAAAAAGACGUUCAAGCUGGUGGAUGAGUCCUUGCGGAGGAGAAAUCUCAUUGAGGCCGGUUUGUUGUAGCUGGGACGCCACACUUUUGAAACCCAAAUCCACCUCUAAAGCACAGGACCAGAUUUUUCAAUACCCAAAAGAAAGGAAGAGUCUCUCUCUGAUCACAAGAUAAAUACCCAACUCAUUUGCCGCUCACUCAACUUACACUGAAAGAGAAGUCUAUGGCCUUUCUUGCUGCUGCUGUUUUAUACUGGGAAAAGGGCGUCUAAGGUCAAGCUGCUUUUUGUGCUAUUCCGCGAUCAUGCCCGUUCGUUUUUUGCCAUGGACUCUUGGUUGAAUCGAUGAUGGAAUUUUGUGCGUCUGCUUGGGUCAGACGGAUAGAGAUUCCAUUUGGGAUCUCUGGAUUGCUUGGUCUUUAUUUCAGAUGAAAACAGGUGAUGAGUUCUGCUGUGUGAAACAGAUUGAGUUUCCCUUGCAUCAUUACACUUGUUUUGUAUUCCAAUUUUGCUUAGGUGCAGGAUUCUGUA